AUGCCGUACUGGAUCAAAGGCAUGCUCUCGGACGGUACUGAUGUCAGUUUUGGAUCUUUUCGACGGUGCAAUUACCCGCGUUUGACAACUUCGGGUAAACUGGAGAUGAUACACGAGUGCGGGAGAUACACUUCCUUUCCGGAUAUACCUAGCAUGUCCUGGCAAGUGACAACUAUCACUGUCGGAAUUGGUGCUGCGGUGUCAUUACUCGUGGCUUUUACAGCCCUGUCUGCAUGCUGUCUGGCGGAUGUGAUAACUAAGACCACGGCCAGAAUUCUGGGCCUGGUCCAACUUAUUGCAG
Molecule: messenger RNA, 301 nt
Organism: Stegodyphus dumicola
Lineage: Eukaryota; Metazoa; Arthropoda; Arachnida; Araneae; Eresidae
Product: LHFPL tetraspan subfamily member 6 protein-like
Cellular component (GO): membrane
Source: RefSeq, a predicted model, not a curated record